Molecule: messenger RNA, 1192 nt
Organism: Cinclus cinclus
Lineage: Eukaryota; Metazoa; Chordata; Aves; Passeriformes; Cinclidae
Gene: PCBP3
Product: poly(rC) binding protein 3
Exons: 13
Coding region: 1-1089 (362 amino acids)
Biological process (GO): regulation of gene expression; regulation of RNA metabolic process
Cellular component (GO): cytoplasm; nucleus
Molecular function (GO): mRNA binding
Source: RefSeq, a predicted model, not a curated record
AUGGAGUCCAAGGUCUCUGAAGGCGGCCUCAACGUCACCCUCACCAUCCGGCUGCUGAUGCAUGGCAAGGAAGUUGGAAGCAUCAUUGGGAAGAAAGGAGAGACCGUGAAGAAGAUGCGUGAGGAGAGCGGGGCAAGGAUUAACAUCUCGGAGGGGAACUGCCCUGAGCGGAUUGUCACCAUCACUGGCCCCACUGAUGCCAUCUUCAAGGCUUUUGCCAUGAUCGCCUACAAAUUUGAGGAGGACAUAACCAACUCCAUGAGCAACAGCACCGCUACCAGCAAACCUCCGGUGACACUGCGGCUGGUGGUGCCGGCGAGUCAGUGCGGCUCCCUCAUCGGCAAGGGGGGCUCCAAGAUCAAGGAAAUCCGAGAGUCCACAGGUGCUCAGGUCCAAGUGGCAGGGGACAUGCUGCCCAACUCCACGGAGCGGGCGGUGACAAUCUCGGGGACACCUGACGCAAUUAUCCAGUGUGUCAAACAGAUCUGUGUGGUGAUGUUGGAGUCCCCACCAAAAGGUGCCACCAUUCCCUACCGCCCAAAGCCCGCCUCCACCCCUGUCAUUUUUGCAGGUGGUCAGGUAAGAGCCGACCCGCUUGCAGCCUCCACUGCCAACCUCAGCCUUUUACUGCAGCACCAGCCGCUGCCCGCCUAUACAAUUCAGGGACAAUAUGCUAUUCCACACCCGGAUCAGUUGACCAAGCUCCACCAGUUGGCUAUGCAGCAAACCCCUUUUACUCCCCUUGGACAGACCACCCCCGCUUUCCCUGGAGAAAAGCUGCCCUUACAUUCCUCCGAAGAAGCUCAAAAUCUGAUGGGCCAGUCAUCAGGUUUGGAUGCCAGUCCCCCGGCCAGUACUCAUGAACUCACCAUUCCCAAUGAUCUAAUAGGCUGCAUAAUUGGACGCCAAGGGACCAAAAUCAAUGAAAUUCGGCAGAUGUCGGGAGCGCAGAUCAAAAUCGCCAAUGCCACAGAAGGGUCAUCGGAGCGCCAAAUCACCAUCACAGGAACCCCUGCAAACAUCAGCCUCGCGCAGUACCUCAUCAACGCCAGGCUGACGUCUGAGGUCACUGGAAUGGGCGCACUCUAGUUUCCACCCACCAUCCUCCACUCCGCACCACCCGACCCUCUCCAGCCACCGGCACUCCACCCAGCCUGUACUGCCUGUACAUUUACUGUCUUCCCCUUGCCUC